AGUGUUGUGCCAGACAGUGACGGGGGAGGACGUUCUCUCUCUCUCUCCUCAUAUUACCCCCGAGUCCCCCAUUACUCUCUUUUUUGAGAAUAUUUUUGGGUGGCUCCUGUUCCAAGGAUUUGGAGCUGUUUAAAUGGCAGAUUGAACAAGAUUUUUUUGGGUGGUUAUGUUAGGCUGAGAGCUGUUGUCCAACCCUAUAUACGGUAUACUACCCUCCGUAGGAUGUGACCCACAACAAUCUACUAACACCUAGGUACCUACUUACUGCAAAGGGCAGCCAGGGACAGCUGGUCUAAUGAAACACAUCCAGUGUUUCCACUCGUUCCGGGGAUCAAACCGUGGACACUCAACAUGCGAAUCAAUUAUAAUCCCUCUUCCCUACCUGGUGGAGAGGUUAUAAUCAGCACUCUGGCAAGAUGUGUCCUUCAGGAUCCACCUUCUGAGAAAGGCAUAUAUUCAUGUUCAACAGACCUGGUCAGAUUGUGAUGUUUACUGAAGACCAGCGACUGUAUACAAGGCUAACUGCUGGAAGUCUGAGAGCAAGACAGUGAUGUGCUAAUCAGGGAGAUGAAAGCACAGCUGUCUCAUUGGCUCUCGCAGGGGAACCUGAUAUCAGACGAUACAUUACUUUGACAGAUUGGUGUCAAUGAUGGGCGAAGAAAAGCUGAAAGAAUGCGAGCAGGUGACUGUAGUGGUGUUGGGAGAUCUCGGUCACUCGCCACGCAUGAACUACCAUGCUCUGUCACUCUCGCAAGAAGGUUUUGAGGUGAAUCUGGUGGGAUUUGCUGGCUCCAAACCACAAGUGGAAGUCUUGAAAGAUGAACAUAUCACUCUUACCUACAUGAGACCUUCUCCAGAUGCCUUCAACAAGUUACCUAAACUAUUAGCCUUUGUUGCCAAGGUUUUAUGGCAAGCAUUUAUUCUUUUUUUUACCUUGCUUACGGGGCCAAGAAGCAAGAAUCUCCUGUUACAGAAUCCCCCUGGAGUUCCUGCCAUGCCUGUGUGUUGGCUCUAUUGCUUCCUUACCAGGACAAAGUUUUAUAUUGACUGGCAUAACUAUGGCUACACUAUUCUUGCUCUGUCACUUAGGAAAAGCCAUCCUCUAGUAUACAUUUAUAGAAUCGUAGAAAAAGUAUUUGGCAAGUUGUCGCAUGGGGGACUGUGCGUUACUAAAGCUAUGAAAGUUGAUCUGGAGCAGAAUUGGGGCAUUAGGAAAGUUACAGUGCUGUACGACCGUCCGGCCUCACGAUUCCAUCCAAUAUCAAUGGAAGAAAAACACAACUUUCUUAUGAAACUCUCCUCUACGUAUUCAUGUUUCUCUGGUUCGUCGCCAGACAAGACUGUCUUUACAGAGAGGUAUGCUGACGGUAGAGUGGCCGAGUGUGAAGACCGUCCUGUGCUUAUCGUCUCUUCCACGAGCUGGACAGAAGAUGAGGACUUUUCCAUCCUCUUCUAUGCUCUUGAAGAUUAUGAGCGAGUGCGCCAGGAGUUCCCCGAUCACUACCCUCCACUUAUUGUUGCUGUGACAGGCAAGGGUCCCUUAAAAUCCUACUAUUCCACAAUGAUGUCUGAGCAACAGUGGAUGCAUGUUGUGGUCAUCACCCCAUGGAUGUCCGCUGAAGAUUACCCAACAUUGCUUGCUUCUGCAGAUUUUGGCGUGUGCCUCCACUACUCCUCAUCUGGAUUGGACUUGCCUAUGAAAGUGGUGGACAUGUUUGGUAGUGGCCUUCCAGUCGCAGCUAUAGACUACCCGGCUCUCCCCGAAUUGGUGCACCACAAUGAAAAUGGACUAGUUUUCAAGAACAAGGAAGAACUUGCCAACCUUCUACAGGACUGGUUUCGCGGAUUCCCCCGUGAAACGGCAAUCAAAGAAACCUAUUAUGACUUCUACAAGAACAUCGAUGAGUUUCGAAAGUUGAGCUGGCAUCCAUGUUGGGUGUGUAAUGCUCUCCCAUUGUUCAGGAAUAAAAAACAGAAGUGAAAAACUUACUUUUUAUAAGAAAAAUGGAGCUAUUGAAGAUAUUUUUCUGUACAUUUGUUUAUAUUACAGCCUCUUCACACUUAGCGGCAUACUUGUUUACUGAUGCCUCGGAAUUACGAUGGGUCUCUGACCAGUAUACGUACCUAAAUAAUGUAUAUUAGAGCUGAUUUCCUCUGUUCUGUUUAUUACAAUAUACAGUACACUACUGUAUAAACAUUUACAAAUAUACUAAAAGUGUUAUAAAUGGUGCAAAGGCAACAUUAAAACAAUAUCAAAGAUGGUUGACACAAACCCACUACCAUUAUAGUAUGUUCCUCACUUAGUGACGAAUUCAUUUACUGAUGUGGUCUUACAAAUGAAACUCCGUCGUUAAGUGAGGAGAGGCUGUAUUAAAUAACAAUUUAGGAAUGGAAAACAGGAGUGCUCUCACUUCAUACACAAUUUUUUUUGAUAACCUAAAUUUGGCAGAAAUUCACUCAUGUGUGAUAUGAAUUUAGUCAAUGUGGUCAGUGCAGUUCACAAAAUGAAGAUUACUGAUUUAAGUGGCAAUGAAGUGUUUGAACCUACAACAGUUGCCAUGCAAUUGGGCACUUUGAUGCAGUGUGUGCAGGUUCAAAUCCCGCUGCGGAGUGAGAGGGAUGAUGUUUGUAAACGGAACUAAGAUAAAUUUUGUGUAUAUAAAACAGUAAGUACUCUCCAGGGGUGUGCCAUGAUGAUGGUAAAGGUUUGUUAAACUGAGGAAGUGAUGUUAACUGCCCUCACAAUAACAUAAGCAAGGAGGAACACUACAGCAGGCCUACUGGCCCACACUUGGCAGGUACUUGUCAAAUCCAAACUCACUAAUAAAAAUCUGCAUCCAACCUAUUAGUGUUACCCAAGGAAUGAGCUUUGAUAAACCUGUUAGCUCGAGUGCAAGUUCCACUUAAACCCAGCCCCUCCUACUCAUGUAUUUAUAAGAAACUAGAUCAUCUCCCAUGGAUCAGAGAGCUCUAUCUUAAACCAGAAUCAUGACAUUUUAAAACAAUGGCCGAUUUAUGUACCAUAUUUUGCGGCUUAUAAGACUUGUUUUAGUUUCAAUAGCUCGGCAUCGGACGUAACUGGGAAAGCUACAGUCCACCCCAAACUUACGGCUCCUGUCACUAACCUUCAGUCUAUAGGCUGAUUUUUGGAGACAUUUUAUGGUAAAAAAAAUGUGUCUAAUAGGCCGCAAAAUAAAGUAAAUAGGGCAAUACUGAUAAUGAUAUUUUAAAGAGAUUUCUUAUUGAGUGCCUCUUUCAAGAAUAUUCACAAGUGCUCACUCGGCAUUGCCAGAUACACAGACGUAUUAUUUUUUGUACGCAGUAUUCAGAUUAAAUAUAUUUAAUAUUACAAAUGUUUUAUCAGUUGAGAAA
Messenger RNA from Cherax quadricarinatus, 3372 nucleotides. RefSeq names its product ALG1, chitobiosyldiphosphodolichol beta-mannosyltransferase (gene Alg1). The record is from RefSeq and is a predicted model, not a curated record. Gene Ontology annotation, molecular function: mannosyltransferase activity. Gene Ontology annotation, cellular component: endoplasmic reticulum. Lineage: Eukaryota; Metazoa; Arthropoda; Malacostraca; Decapoda; Parastacidae.